GGGCCUAGGAGAGAGUGUAUGAGUCUUUUCCUCUUCUACUUUACAUUUUGGGAAACUGGGGCAAAAAGGCACAAAUGGAGCCGGUCCGACUUUCCAGACCCACUUCACUAAUGUGCCCGCUUCUGCUUCUCCCUUCAAUUCUCCAGCUCCCUCUGGGCACACCCAUAUACCCUGCCUUCCCUCACCCUCUCCUGGGCCUCACCCCUCCUCCUCGGCUGGGCCUGGGCUCCCAGCCUCUCAUCCAACCACAGCUAUUUCCAGGAAGUGGGGUGUGUGAGUGGAGGGGGUUUCUCCAAACAAAUCCAAGACUUCUGAGUGAGAGGGGGCCAGGCUGGGGGAGCUGCUGACAGGCUCUGGAAUGUUCCAGGCUGGAGGAAAGUGAGGGUCCUAGGGGUCUGGCCCUACCUUCCCAAUCCUCUCCCAGUGACCUUACUUUCCCCUCAGAUACACAUUAAGAGACCAGCACUUUUCUGUCCCCAUCUUCUUCCCUCAGAUGCUCCACAGGGUGGGGAGGCACUCAAAGCCAUGCCAGUCCUGGCCCUGGCCCUGGCCAACCAACACAGGGGUUAGUGAGCCUCAGUCACUGCUUGGACACCUUGCUGUGCCUGGGUGGGGAGUGUCUGAGACCAGUGAGGGUCAGAGGAUAUUUGGGGACCUGUCCCAGGUGAGGGGGCCUGCCACGAGGGAACUGUCCAGCCCAUCUGGAGGCAGUAGGAAUAGAAAGAAAUAUGCUAAAGUGGUCCUAGUCAGGAGGGAACUAGGCAGAGGAAAACCCCCCACCACAGUGCUCCUCCUCCCUGAAGCAGGGCUGGGUGCUGGACCCAGCCAGGCCCAGUUGCCCACACUGGCCAGGGGCCUGGAAUGUCCUGGGACGCAUGCAGCCAGGGCUGGGAGGUUGGGAGUGGGUUGCAGAGCCAGUGCCCAUCUUCAGUUACAGGCUGGGGGUCCAUGCCUUGCUACACAGAUGCCACCCACUGGCCAAGGUACCCCGGGGACAGACUUCCUGGCCUGGAAAACUGGAGCUUCGAGGGAAAGGCCUCAGGCUAGGCCCAGCCCAGGCAGACCCAGGGAAAUGUCCUGGGUGGGCCCCCAGCCAGGGGCUCAUUCCAGAGACCACAGGAUUGGACCAGUCCAGAUGGGCAUGAGGGAGGGGGAGGUUAGUCAGAAGGGACCCAGUGGGAGAAGCCAGAGCUGGGGGAGUUGGGAGUUGCCUGAGCUGGGACAUUCAGUAAAUACCAUGCAAAUGAGGGAGGGGGCAUAUUUGCACAUUCUUGCAAAUGACAGCUCCUGCCAGUUUGAGAGGCUGCUGUCCAAGGCUUGGGGCUGUUGACUCCCAGGCCAUUAACCCCUUGUGUAUUUGGAGAUUACUCCCUCCUUCCCAAGGCCUUAUCCACCCCCUGCCCUGACUCCCAGGACAGGAAGUUGGCCAUGUUCCCAGGAGGGAGGCGGGAGGCCCAUUGAGGGGGAUGAGUAUGUGUUGGGAGGGGGGCCGCCUGUCAUCCUUAGGCCCUGGAACAGCAGCUAAGGAAAGAGAACAGAGCUAGGAGAGCCACGAAGGUAGUACUCAGGCUUUGGGGGCAUGGUGGAGAGAGAGCCCAGCACUGAGGGCCUGGAACCUGGGGUGGAAGGCCUAAGAUGCAGGGUUCGAAGGACAGGUUAGAGUUCUGUGAGGUAGGCCUGAAACAGAGCCAUAGGUGAGUGGGGGAUGGUGUCCCAAGCAGAGCAGCUAGGGGCUGUCAGGAGAAGGGGCUCAAAUGCCUGGGAUUGUGACAGGAAAAUGGAUCAUUACUGUGGGCAAAGUGGUCUUUAGGCUGGAACUUGGCCUGGCAGUGGGUAUGGCGGGUGGAUGGUGCAUGUCUUCCUUUUCCUACUUCACAACCAGGGAAACUGAGGCAGGAAGCUGGCCUGCAACUACAUUUUCCCUGACCCUAAGAAGCCUCAGGAUGCACUCUAGAUCCUGGGCGGGCGGGGACAGUGGUUCCCAGCCCCUCCUCCCCACCGGAAGUCCUGAGAGGGCCUGAGAGUUCAGGCUGGGAGGCUGGCGGGGACACAGUGUUCCCCACUGGCCCUUGAGCCCUGCCCUGAGACCUAAAUUCCCACCCUGCACCCGUCCCACCCCACAGGGGCUGGAUCUCAGGACUCGGGAUCCCUGCAGAUCCCUGGACAGGGUGGAUCCCUGCAACACCUUACGCGAAGACCAGUAGCUCCAAAGCCAGGGGGACCAAAGCAUCCUGGGCUGACACUCCCAGCAGGGUAGAUCCUGGGAAUCUGAUCUCCUGGCCUCCCCCACAUCCUCCCCCCCCCCACUUCCUGGAGCAGCGACCUGCCCCCUUCCCGCCUGCACUCCCCUCCACUUCCAGGGCCAGGCUUCUCCUCUCACCAGCCAGACAGCCUCCCCUCCGCCCAGGGGAAGCAGCUGCCUCAGCCAGGCCGCUUCCAGGAAGCCCCAGCAUUGUUCAGGCCUCUCGGCCAGCACCCAGGCCAGCCAGACACCAUGAAGUCCAGCGGCCCCGUGGAGAGGCUGCUCAGAGCCCUGGGGAGGAGGGACAGCAGCCGGGCAGCCAGCAGGCCUAGGAAAGCUGAGCCACAUAGCUUCCGGGAGAAGGUUUUCCGGAAGAAACCACCAGUCUGUGCAGUAUGUAAGGUGACCAUCGAUGGGACAGGUGUCUCGUGCAGAGUCUGCAAGGUGGCGACACACAGAAAAUGUGAAGCAAAGGUGACUUCAUCCUGUCAGGCCUUGCCUCCGGCAGAGCUGCGGCGGAACACGGCCCCAGUCAGGCGCAUAGAGCACCUGGGAUCCACCAAGUCUCUGAACCACUCAAGGCAGCGCAGCACUCUGCCCAGGAGCUUCAGUCUGGACCCGCUUAUGGAGCGGCGCUGGGACUUGGACCUCACCUACGUGACGGAGCGGAUCCUGGCCGCCGCCUUCCCGGCGCGGCCAGACGAGCAGCGACACCGGGGCCACCUGCGCGAGCUAGCCCACGUGCUGCAAUCCAAGCACCGCGACAAGUACCUGCUCUUCAACCUUUCAGAGAAAAGACAUGACCUAACCCGCCUAAAUCCCAAGGUCCAGGACUUCGGCUGGCCAGAGCUGCACGCCCCGCCCCUGGACAAGCUGUGCUCAAUUUGCAAGGCCAUGGAGACAUGGCUCAGUGCUGACCCGCAGCAUGUGGUAGUACUGUACUGCAAGGGGAGCAAGGGCAAGCUUGGGGUCAUCGUCUCUGCAUACAUGCACUACAGCAAGAUCUCCGCGGGGGCAGACCAGGCGCUAGCUACACUUACCAUGCGGAAGUUCUGUGAGGACAAGGUGGCUGCGGAACUGCAGCCCUCCCAGCGCAGAUACAUCAGCUACUUCAGUGGUCUGCUGUCUGGCUCCAUCAGAAUGAACAGCAGCCCUCUCUUCCUACACUAUGUGCUUGUGCCCAUGCUGCCAGCCUUUGAACCCAGCAUAGGCUUCCAGCCCUUCCUCAAGAUUUACCAGUCUAUGCAGCUUGUCUACACAUCUGGAGUCUACUGCAUCGCAGGCCCUGGUCCCCAGCAGCUUUGCAUCAGCCUGGAGCCAGCCCUCCUCCUCAAAGGCGACGUCAUGGUGACAUGCUAUCACAAGAGUGGCCGGGGCACUGACCGAACCCUUGUGUUCCGAGUCCAGUUCCACACAUGCACCAUCCAUGGACCACUUCUCACCUUCAGUAAGGACCAACUGGAUGAGGCCUGGACUGACGAGAGGUUCCCCUUCCAAGCCUCAGUGGAGUUUGUCUUCUCCUCUAGCCCCGAGAAGAUCAAAGGCAGCACCCCACGGAAUGACCCCUCUGUCUCUGUUGACUACAACACUGCAGAGCCCGCCGUCCGUUGGGACUCUUACGAGAACUUCAACCAGCACCACGAGGACAGUGUGGACGGCUCCCUGACCCACACCCGGGGUCCCCUGGAUGGCAGCCCCUAUGCUCAGGUGCAGCGGGCCCCCCGGCAGACCCCACCUGCACCCUCUCCAGAGCCACCUCCACCCCCCAUGCUCUCUGUCAGCAGUGACUCUGGCCAUUCAUCCACACUGACCACAGAACCUGCUGCUGAGUCCCCAGGCCGGCCACCCCCAACGGCUGCUGAGCGGCAGGAGCUGGAUCGUCUUUUGGGAGGCUGUGGAUUGGCUAGUGGAGGCCGGGGAGCUGGGCGUGAGACAGCCAUCCUAGAUGACGAGGAGCAGGCCCCCUCGGGCGGAGGCCCCCAUCUCGGGAUGUUUUCAGGCCACAGGCCUGGCCUCAGCCGCCACUGCUCCUGCCGCCAGGGGUACCGGGAACCCUGUGGGACUUCCAAUGGGGGCUACUACCGGCCGGAGGGAACCCUGGAGAGGCGGCGACUGGCCUUUGGGGGCUAUGAGGGGCCCCCCCAGGGCUAUGCCGAGGCCUCUGUGGAGAAGAGGCGCCUCUGCCGGUCGCUGUCUGAGGGUCCAUACCCGUACCAGCCUGAGCUGGGCAAACCAGCCAAUUCGGACUUUGGCUACCGUACCCCAGGCUACCGGGAGGUGGUGAUCCUGGAGGACCCUGGACUGCCUGUCUUAUGCCCAUGCCCAGCCUGUGAGGAGAAGCUGGCAUUGCCCACAACAGCACUGUAUGGGCUGCGGCUGGAGAGGGAAGCUGGAGAGGGGUGGGCGGGUGAGGCUGGCAAGCCUCUCAUGCACCCAGUGCGGCCAGGGCACCCCCUGCCCCUGCUAGUGCCUGCCUGUGGGCAUCACCAUGCCCCAAUGCCCGACUACAGCUGCCUGAAGCCUCCCAAGGCAGGUGAAGAGGGGCAUGAGAGCUGCUCCUACACCCUGUGCCCAGAAGGCAGGUAUGCACAUCCAGGGUACCCUGCGCUGGUGGCAUAUGGCUAUGGAGGAGCAGUUCCCAGUUACUGCCCAGCAUAUGGCCGGGUGCCUCGCAGCUGUGGGUCUCCAGAUGAGGGCAGAGGGUAUCCCACCCCUGGUGCCCACUCCCCACGGGCUGGCUCCAUUUCCCCGGGAAGCCCAUCCUACCCACAGUCCAGGAAGCUGAGCUACGAGAUCCCUGCAGAGGAGGGAGGGGACAGGUAUCCCCUGCCCGGACACCUGGCCCCAGCUGGCCCUUUGGCAUCUGCAGAGUCCCCUGAGCCAGUCUCCUGGAGAGACAGCCCGAGUGGGCAGAGCAUGCUACCUCGGUCUCCCCGAGAUGCCCAGUGCAGUGCCCCCUCAGAGUUGUCUGCUCCCUCCACGCCGCUGCACACCAGCAGCCCAGUCCAGGGCAAGGAAAGCACUCAAUGCCAGGACACCAGGUCCCCCACUUUGGCGCCCACUCAGAGACUGAGUCCUGGUGAGGCCUUACCCCCUGCAUCCCAGGAAGGCACUGAAAAGCCUCCUGACCUGCCAGCAAGAAGUGGGCCUGAGCCUCCAGCCCCUGGCCCCUUCUCCCCAACCUCUCCUCCCAGCUCACCCAGUGACUGGCCUCAGGAAAGGAGCCCAGGGGUCCGUACAGACAGUGCCAGUCCACGGGGCCCGGUGCCCACCACACUGCCCGGCCUCCGCCACGCACCCUGGCAGGGUCCUCGAGGCCCCCCAGACAGCCCAGAUGGGUCCCCCCUCACCCCUGUGCCUGCCCAGAUGCCCUGGCUUAUGGCCAGCCCAGAACCGCCUCAGAGUUCACCCACACCUGCCUUCCCCUUGGCUGCAACCUAUGACACCAAUGGCCCUGCCCAGCCCCCACUUCCUGAGAAACGCCACCUGCUGGGGCCUGGGCAGCAGCCAGGGCCCUGGGGCCCAGAGCGGGCCUCACCACCAGCCAGAGGCACCAGUCACCAUGUCACCUUCGCACCUCUGCUCCCGGAUAACACCCCCCACCUCACAGAGUCCUCUGCACAAGAGAACCAAAGCAAUGUCAAGUUUGUCCAGGAUACAUCCAAGUUCUGGUACAAACCACACCUCUCCCGCGACCAAGCCAUCACCCUGCUGAAGGACAAGGAGCCUGGGGCCUUUCUGAUCAGGGACAGUCAUUCAUUCCAAGGGGCUUAUGGACUGGCCCUCAAGGUGGCUACACCUCCACCCAGUGCACAGCCUUGGAAAGGGGACCCCUUGGAACAGCUGGUCCGCCAUUUCCUCAUUGAGACUGGGCCUAAAGGGGUGAAGAUCAAGGGCUGUCCCAGUGAACCCCACUUUGGUAGCCUGUCCGCCCUGGUCUCCCAACACUCCAUCUCCCCCAUCUCCCUGCCCUGCUGCCUGCGCAUUCCCAGUAAAGAUCCUCUGGAAGAGACAACUGAGGCUCCAGUGCCCACCAAUAUGAGCACGGCAGCAGACCUCCUGCGUCAGGGCGCUGCCUGCAGUGUGCUUUACCUGACUUCAGUGGAGACGGAGUCACUGACAGGCCCCCAAGCCGUGGCCCGGGCCAGCUCUGCAGCUCUGAGCUGCAGCCCCCGCCCUACGCCAGCCGUUGUCCACUUCAAGGUCUCAGCCCAGGGCAUUACGCUGACAGACAACCAAAGGAAGCUCUUCUUUCGCCGUCAUUAUCCAGUGAACAGCAUCACCUUCUCCAGCACUGACCCUCAGGACCGGAGAUGGACCAACCCAGAUGGGACCACCUCCAGGAUCUUUGGUUUCGUGGCCAAGAAGCCGGGGAGCCCCUGGGAGAAUGUGUGUCACCUCUUCACAGAGCUUGACCCAGAUCAGCCUGCAGGCGCCAUUGUCACCUUCAUCACCAAAGUUCUACUUGGCCAGAGAAAGUGAAGGGAGGCCACAAGCUCAGAGCCCACAUCAACACUACAUCCCCUUCUGGCACCCCACAGCCCUCACUUCCUCCUGGGUCCCCAGGAGACCCAACAGCCAGCCCCCUCCCUUAGGAAUGGGGAGUGGGCAUCAGCCUGGCACACUGCUCUCCUUCCCAACCCCAGCCUGCUAAGCUAAGUGACGGGCCCAUGAGAUGACCUUGCAGGUGAGCAGAUGGCAGAGGUGUGCGUGUGAGGGUGAGGAAGCAUCAGAAGUUGACCGCUGGCGGAGAUCAGGACAGCCAAGAACAUCAGCCUUGGAGGGGAAACAGACCCUGCUAGCUCCACACAGCUGCAGGUCCCAGCAUGGCAGGGAUAGGGGAGAGGGGUAGGGAGAAGUCGCUCCCUCCUCGGCCUCCCCCUCUGAGCAGAGAGACCAGAGUGGGAUCACAUGAAGAGGGGGGAAAAAAGAGUCUAUUUUUGUCUAAUAAUAAAGAAUUUCUAUCAAUUUUA
Loxodonta africana (African savanna elephant) is the source of this 7215-nucleotide messenger RNA. It is a transcript of the gene TNS2, whose product is annotated as tensin 2. Gene Ontology annotation, molecular function: protein tyrosine phosphatase activity; protein binding. The transcript has 29 exons. Bases 2495 to 6724 code for a protein of 1409 amino acids. NCBI's taxonomy places the organism in Eukaryota, Metazoa, Chordata, Mammalia, Proboscidea, Elephantidae. The record is from RefSeq and is a predicted model, not a curated record. Gene Ontology annotation, biological process: peptidyl-tyrosine dephosphorylation. Gene Ontology annotation, cellular component: focal adhesion.